Messenger RNA from Stomoxys calcitrans (stable fly), 1735 nucleotides. RefSeq names its product sodium channel protein Nach-like. The transcript has 11 exons. Gene Ontology annotation, biological process: sodium ion transmembrane transport. Gene Ontology annotation, cellular component: membrane. The record is from RefSeq and is a predicted model, not a curated record. Bases 1 to 1689 code for a protein of 562 amino acids. NCBI's taxonomy places the organism in Eukaryota, Metazoa, Arthropoda, Insecta, Diptera, Muscidae. Gene Ontology annotation, molecular function: ligand-gated sodium channel activity.
AUGUGGAAAAAGUGGUUAAAAGUGCAGCAAAUGCAAGAGACAUUGGUUAUCUUUCGUCGCAGUUUACUUUAUCAGACCAAAGAAUUCUUUCAAAAUUCUACACUUCAUGGUGUGCGUUAUAUUGCAGAGUCGGGACGACCUGCUGGCGAAAAAUUUAUGUGGUUUUGUUUUACAUCAAUUGGUGCGGUCACAGCAUUGGUGAUUAUUAUGAGUUUGUGGGAGAAAUUUCAGACAAAUCCUACUAUAACAGGUCUAGAUACAGAUUUCCAUAACCAAAAUGUGGUUUUCCCAACGACCGUUGUAUGUCCUGAAAUUGCCUUCGACCAUGACAAGUCAUUUGAGGUGGCCCUUAAUAAAUUGGCCAACUAUGACCCUUCUUUGGCUGGCUACAUAGUGCCCUUUUUGGAGCUCUUACCUUCAUUGUCCUUUGAGACCUUCAAUGAGGCCGAAGUUAUUGCAAGCUCUGUGGACAUGGAAGGUGUCAAUGAUCUAACAUUACGUCAAUGGGCUUUUGCGUCUGUCAUCAACUGUGAAGAUGUCCUAACUGAAUGUAAAUAUCGUGAUGAACCCAUCAAAUGUUGUGAUGCAUUUCAUCCCGUCUAUACCGAACAUGGCUAUUGUUUUGGCUUUAACAGUCGUUUUAUCUCUACAGAGGAUGGGGAUGUAAAGUCGGGACCACCACAUGACUUGUAUGAAACCGAUAAGAAAUGGGCCUUAUUUUUUGUACCCAACAGUACGGUAAAGAUCUUUAUAUUCUCUAAUGAAGAAUACUUUGGCCAGGACUUUAAUCCUCAAAUAGAAUGGUCCGAAGGUGAGGUAGUUGAAGUACGUAUAUCUAAAAAGAACACCUAUACUACGGAUGAUGCUCGUCAGCUGUCCAUUGGGCAACGCAAAUGCAUUUUCCACGAUGAGGUCAAACUGAAAUAUUUUCCCGAAGAAUAUACAUUUUCAUCCUGCAUGAAAGAGUGUCGCAUGAAAAAGGCCAUUAAUUUAUGCAAAUGCUUACCCUCCUUUUACAAGCCAGUUUCCAGUGUACCCAUGUGUGGUCUAGACGAAUUGUCCUGCUUGAGUGAUGCUCGCAAUAAUAUAACCAACAUCAAGGACUGCAUGCAAUGUGAAUUGAGUUGUUCCAAAACCGUAUACAACAUAGAGAAGCUAAUAAAGAGCGGGGACCGUGCCGAUGCCUCAGGAGUGCUGGUGGAAUUUUUAACUUGGCCCAUUAUUCGUUACAAACGUGAAGUUCUUUUUGGAUGGGUAGAUUUAUUGGUCUCUUUUGGCGGUAUUGCCAGUUUGUUUUUGGGGUUUUCUUUACUCUCGGGAGUAGAGAUAAUCUACUAUUUCACCUUAAGGGCUUGUUGCAUGGUCUAUAAGAAUCGUCAAGAACUCUAUGAAAUCGAACAACGUAUACAAUGCGAACCCCCACCACCAAUCAAUAUGAGUUUGCGCAUGAAGUCUUAUGCAGCCCCCAUUGUAGUUAUGGAACAAGAUCCCUUAAAUGAUGAAGUCAAGACAUUGGUAAAUAACCCAAGCGAUAAUCCACCAGACUAUGAAGAGUUUGGAAGUCGUCGACGCAAAGCAGAUAAGGAUUAUUCAACUUUUGCAAAAUCGUUAUAUAAGACUCCCAAAAUUCUACCCAGUUAUGCAGAUGCUUCAAACUCAACCUGGGAGUUUGGACAAUAUUUACCAUAAAAUCGAAAUUGAAUAUUUGGCUCGUCUCAGAAUAUUUAUGAACAAC